ACAAGAUUGGUCUAUAUCUGUUUAAAAACCAGUAGUAAUCAUACCCAGCUUUGAGAUCUGUUUUCAGUUGCAGAGACAAGGUUGGUCUUGAGCUCAUUUUGGUUUCUUGGUUGAUUAUCAACUAAUUGGGUAUAUGCAUCUGAACUCCUUCAUUCAUCAAUUGAUGAGCUUCUGUUGGUUAAUGACAUAUAGAAGUUCAGAUUUUGGGUUUCUCUUUUUUGCUAGCGGUUUGAUGGAGGGAAAGUGCGCAAUCAAGAAUGAUGUCAGCGAAUUAAUAGGAAAUACCCCAAUGGUAUAUCUCAACAAUGUCGUGGAUGGUUGUGUAGCCAGAAUUGCUGCCAAGCUAGAGACAAUGGAGCCUUGCUCUAGUGUAAAAGACAGGAUCGCAUAUAGCAUGAUCAAGGAUGCAGAGGAUAAAGGUCUAAUUACGCCAGGGAAGACUGUUCUUAUUGAGCCUACAAGUGGCAACACUGGCAUUGGAUUGGCAUUCAUUGCUGCAAUCAAGGGUUACAAGCUCAAGCUAAGCAUGCCAUCUAAAAUGAGUCUUGAAAGAAGAAUUGUCCCCCUAGCUUUUGGAGCUGAGGUCUUUCUCACAGAUCCUGCCAAGGGCUUUAAGGGACUUAUUGCUAAGGCGGAUGAGCUGCUAAGUAACACACCUAAUAGCUUUAUGCUUCAACAAUUGGAAAACCCUGCCAAUCCAAAGGUUCAUUAUGAAACCACUGGCCCAGAGAUAUGGAGAGACUCAGGAGGGAAAGUUGAUGUCUUUGUUUCAGGAAUAGGGACUGGGGGUACUGUAACCGGUGCAGGAAGUUUCCUUAAAGAGCAAAAUCCAGAUAUUAAGGUAUGUGGGGUAGAACCAGCUGAAAGUGCAGUAUUGAAUGGUGGCAAACCUGGGAUGCAUCUGAUCCAAGGAAUUGGUGCUGGUUUCAUACCUCCAGUUCUGGAUGUUAGCUUGCUGGAUGAAGUUAUUCAAGUAUCCAGUGAGGAAGCAAUUGAAACUGCUAAGCUGCUUGCGCUAAAAGAAGGUCUUUUGAUGGGGAUUUCAUCAGGUGCUGCAGCAGCAGCAGCAAUAAAGUUGGCAAAGAAGCAAGAAAAUGCUGGAAAAUUAAUAGUUGUUGUGUUUGCCAGUUCUGGAGAGCGUUAUCUGUCUUCUCCACUCUUCGAUACCAUUAGGCACGAGGCAGAAAAUAUGAAGUUUGAAUGAUAGUGUUGCUGUGGUUCAUAAUAUGCUCUACUUAUGUCAGGUUCCUCUGGUUAUUGGUAUAAUAAGAAAAAUGCUUCUAGUGUGCAAGGCAAUAUAACCCUUAAGUGGUACUUAUGCUUUGUGUUCUUGGAGCCCCUUCUAAUUUUCUGUCAACACUAUGAACAUUCUAUAUAUUAAGGUAUAAUGCGUAACCAGAAGAUACCAGUUUGUGAGUCUGUAAUUCCACUAUUGAUCACGUGUUGUACUUCUACUGAAAUACCUGCUGGUUCAGAAUAGAAAGAUAAAAUAAUUACUAGUGGAA
Rosa chinensis is the source of this 1505-nucleotide messenger RNA. Its product is annotated as cysteine synthase. The coding region runs from base 134 to 1204 and encodes 356 amino acids. The transcript is spliced from 11 exons. The record is from RefSeq and is a predicted model, not a curated record. NCBI's taxonomy places the organism in Eukaryota, Viridiplantae, Streptophyta, Magnoliopsida, Rosales, Rosaceae. Gene Ontology annotation, molecular function: cysteine synthase activity. Gene Ontology annotation, cellular component: cytoplasm.